Messenger RNA from Aplysia californica (California sea hare), 5521 nucleotides. Its product is annotated as cationic amino acid transporter 3. Gene Ontology annotation, molecular function: amino acid transmembrane transporter activity. Gene Ontology annotation, biological process: transmembrane transport; amino acid transport. Gene Ontology annotation, cellular component: plasma membrane. The record is from RefSeq and is a predicted model, not a curated record. Lineage: Eukaryota; Metazoa; Mollusca; Gastropoda; Aplysiida; Aplysiidae.
UUCUUGAGGAAGAAAUGUUAUCAAAAUGUCGUAGUUGGUCAGCCUUUUCACCUAGAUGGUAUUAAUAGUAUGCUUUGCCCUUCUUCCCCUAUCAGUAAUAGAGAUUUAAGUAAGCCCAACUGUUACUACUGAGGGUACAAAUCCUAAUCACAAUUUGAAAGACGCCACGAAUUACGAAAGUUUAUGUUCAAUUUGUUCAAUUUAAACAAUGCUCGAAAAUAGACACAGGGUGAUUAGCGAUGAUAGAAAUGUGCAAGUGCUUUCAACAAAAUAGAAACUUUAGGAGGGUUGAUUUGACCUACAUGAGCCAGAAAAAAAAAGAAUAAAUCAAUGAAUUAAAUUUGAUAGUGCAUAAUAUUUUACAUCCGAUCGACACAAUUUAGACUAUCAAAGAGACCGGUUGCUUCGAUCCUGCCUGUGAAGGUCAACUGGCGCUGCAAGGGAUACAACUCCCCAGCUGACAGACGGACAUACACGAUAAAGAAAAAUCCCUCCCUUCACGGAACCGAGCUCACGUCAUCUGCAUGCAACAGCAAAACGCAAAACCGCUGCAGCGCAGACGACUUGCCAAAUUAGCAUUAGAAUACACUAGUUGUUGUUUUUAUUGUUUUUCACUCGAUCGAACUAACAAAGGGGCCAGGCCUGAGAACAAUAGGCUGACGAUGACAUAUUUUAUAUUUAGGGCGGUUCUGUGACUACCAGACAAAAGGACAAUAAACAGAAAAAAAUGUGCAAAAGCUAUGUAAAUGACUGAAUUUAUGGAAUAAUGUCGACCUUACAUUUUUUCCUCGCUGAUGAAAACAAUUACCUUGCCAAAUACUGAAGCAUUUAUAACAUUCACUGAACCAAGACCACCUGUUUGAAUUUCAAGAAUGACGUCCGGUUCUUUGUCUAGUUGAAGUUAGACGCAAAAUGAACCCAACAGGUGCCAGUUUCAGUGAAUGCUCGAUCGUCAAUCAUUCUUAUUCCUCCCACGGUCCUCCUGUCACUUGGCGCCACUCGGCAUAUAUGUAAGCUCACGUACAUGCUGUUGCUCUUCUAGUGACAAGGUGUCUGAUUGGGAAGUAGUUUGAUACAGUGAGUGAAUUUCGGUUACUAUUCGGAUGGUUGGAGGGAGUUACUGUAACAAUUUGGACCAAUAGUCUUCGGUGACCACGCGAUGAGACACAUGACAUAGAGCCAAGGUUGGUGUUUAGAGGCGAAACUCAAGGAACACACAACAUGUCAGAAUUAUUGAAAUGGGCUUGAAACUCCAAAUCGAACGCAAACAACAUGGCAACAAAAUUCCUAAAGAAAACGACCCGGCGACGGCCCAUGGACCCGGCGCGGUCAUCGGCUUCAUCCUCUUUGGAUGGCUCGAGCGAAGUGGGCAAGGCCGAGAUGAAACGAUGUCUGACAACGCUGGACCUGGUGUCGAUAGGCGUGGGCAGCUGCUGUGGGACGGGCAUGUACCUCACCGCAGGGAUCAUCACCGUGGAGAAGGCGGGGCCUGCAGGAAUCAUCUCUCUGCUCAUUGCUGGGAUUGGUUCCAUUUUGACAGGUAUCCACUACUCUGAUCUAGCCGGUCUGUGCCCAUAUACGUCGGGCUCUGUGUACAUGUACAGCUACAUCACCGUCGGUGAACUGUCCGCCUUUGUCAUUGGCUGGGGAGUCAUAGCGGAGUAUGUCAUCGGAGCUGCUGCCAACGCCGUUGCUCUGAGUAAGACAAUACAUUCUCUGGACCACGGUCAAUUUUCUGGCUUCCUGGAUUCAGCCAUAGAGGACUUGGGUCUGCCCCACAUUGACAUCCUGGCCAUGGUGGUGUGUCUGCUCCUCACCUGGGUGCUGGCGGCUGGAGUAGAGAUGUCCGCCCGAUUCAACAACGGCCUCAACAUGCUCAACUUCUUCGUCUGGACGCUCUUCCUCACCUCUUCCUUUUACUUAGGACAAUCAACAAAUGUGACGAAAGUGGACGGUUUUUUUCCAUUUGGCCUUCAGGGGGUGGUCCAGGCUAUCCCGACUGCUUACUUCGCCUUCGUGGGUUUUGACGGGCUCACGACUACUGGUGCAGAGUGCAAGGACCCCGUCAAGUCUGUGCCUUAUGCCAUCAUCAUGUCUAUUGCCAUCAACAUCGUCGUCUUCAUCAGUAUUGUAGUUGGUCUCUCGUGGGCUGAACCUUUCAAGUAUUUUUCACGAAUUUGUUCUGUGAGGCACACUGCAAUGAGAGCAACGGUCACUUCUGGUCUCGUGGCGACAUUCCUGGCAGGUUUUGUUGACCUUGGCCUACUUAUCGAACUGGUACUGAUAGGCACACUUUUGGGCUAUGUCAUCGUCAGUUUUGCUACUCUGGUCACUCGCUACAUUCCUAUACCGGAAGUAUUCACACAUGUCCCUCUCGACACAUGCGACGUAGAAGCUUCCCCAGGUCUCAAGAGGAAAGCUUCUGAUAACAAUCUGGAGUACCACGACCAUCAAUAUUAUUCUUAUGAUAAUAAUCAUAAAAACAUUCUGGAUGAUACUCCAGAUGCAAACGAAAAGUCCACAAAGGAUUCAAACGAGCUGUUAGAUGUUUCUGAGAGGCAUUUUGUGCCCCCAAGACUAGCCUCGUCAUCGUCUACUACAUUGAUACGGAGGCAAGAUAGCAACGAGACAUCAAACGGAUGUGUUGAUCCCAGUGACAAUAACAUGUACACAUCUCUUCUGUUGGGUGCCACGUCCCGGAGGUACCCGUGGACAGUUUGGAACAAUCUCCGGGAGAAACUGGGAAUUGGUUUCAACGCCCCAAUAUUAGAGAACGAGAGAAUGACGAUUCUGAUGUUGACAUACGUGGGGAUUUUUGUGCUGUGUGCAAUUCUGUCUUACUGCAGUGAGCCCCUGUUUCGUCUGGACAUAGCUGUCAGCAUUAUUUUCCUGACAGUUCUACUGGCCACAUUGAGUCUAAUGAUCGUCUUGAUGUGCCUGCAGAAAGUGAGAAGCCACCACGAGGGUUUCAAGGCGCCCUUUGUUCCUGUGAUUACCUUCAUCACGGCAGGCUGCAAUAUGUACAUGAUGACGUCACUCAGGAUCAUCACGUGGCUCUUAUUCUUAGCCUGGAUGCUCACUGGGCUUUGUAUUUAUUUCUUCUACGGAAUCAAACACAGCAGCUUGAACGAGACUGAACGGGAUCCCCUUUACUCACCCAUCGAAGAUGACGCUGAGGUGCCUGACGUCACGCCAUGUGUACCGGUCAGCGGAGAUGACGUCACUACAGGGGAUAAAGGUUCAAAUCAAGACUGAAAGGUCACGACACUAAGUUAGGAUCAGAUCCCAGGAACCGUACAGCUGGCUGUUAUAUUUAUUAUCUUCUCUAACUGUGAUUUUUAGAAUAAUAACGAGAAUCUUUCAGGUUAUUUUUUAUAAGAGGUAGCAGGGAAACUUUUGUUUGGUGAAGGUCUAGCUGAGGCCUCAUUGGGCGCACUGUUAGCUCAGUUUGUAUCGUGUUUGACAACGGAGCGGAAUGCCAUGGUUCGAAUCUCCUACAGAGCGUCAUGAACGUGGGUGGUUUCGGGGAGAUUUUAAGACUUUCCUCUCAUUUGUCUCGGUCCAAUCUGAGACAGAUGCUGAAUUUAGAGGCCUCGCCUCUUAGAACCUUUUUGUGCUGAAAUGGGCACUAAACCUAUCUAAUGACCAUAGGAUAUCUCCACUCAAUUAUUACUGGGGUCUCCGCUCGCUGUAGGGCUAAUGUUCAGUUAGACGUGCGCGAAACACGAUGUUAACUUAUUUAAAGAGAGACUCCAUCUGGACCUUUACCCAUUAGUCCUGCAGCAGAAUAAGCCAGGACAGAAAUGUUAUAAAAAGUGUUCAAAACAUUCACAAAAGCCAGAUCGCCGGUUAUUACUGCAACACUAUUUUAAUGUAGGUGUUUUAAUACCUUCAUCGACACAAUUUAGAUCAGUUUAGGAGGUGGGCUUCGACCCUUCUUUUCAGGGCCGACCUGGGCUUAAAGGGAUACAACGUUUCACCAGAAAGAUCGAGAUACUCGAUAAAAGUUUUAACAUAUACAGUAAUCAAACUCAAGUCUUCUACGUGAGAUAGCGAAGCGGUUCACCGCUACACCACAGACACCAGUAUCACAAUACCCAAAGACGCCCGUGUUGUUUGUAUCGAAUGUGGAUGUGUUACCGGUGCUGCUGCUGUGUUGUUGUUGUUGUUGUCACCGUCGUUUUUGUUGUCGUUUUACGGUUAUCACCACUAUUAUAUUUUAUUGUCGUCCAAAACGGUUAUGGUGCUCUUUCUAUAGCUUUCAUCAUAUAUUCCAUUUCAAAAACCCAUAUAAAUUUCUUUAGAAGAAGCAUCAAGCGUGAUUUUAAUUCUAAGCAUAACAUGAUUUUAAAGUUUACGAGCGUUAUGUUUUUAUCUAACCCAAGCUCUACAUUGUCACAGAGCCAAACUAGUCCCAGGCCACCCACGAUGGAAUGUGAUCAGAUCCCCCCUACCCCCACCCCCUCUUAUCCCCGGCCCCUGUCCCUUUUCUCGACACACACGUUUACUUGGCUUUACGUUGGCUUUUAUACCGUGAAAUGUCGCGAGAUGGUAGCGUCCUGGCUAACUGGAAAGCUUGCAAAAGGUAUUCCAAGGUGUCCGUUACUCCAUCAAUCCAUAUUUUCCUGGGUCCCCCUCUUGCAUUGUAGCUGGGCAUUCUUGUGUUGUGGUCAUUUAGGGCAAGUUGUUUGACAUGCGCUCGAGUUGAAUGCACUUUUUUAUUAGACGUAAUCCUACCGCUCUCCAGUUUCUCAUGUGUGCCUUUGAAGUGAGAUCUACGUCAUGUUCGACACAUAUGUGUCAUUUCGAAGGCUGGGCUCUUACCCCAAUUCUCAUAAGUUUGAGAAGACGAAAGAAAAAAGGAACGAAAGAAGGUAGGAAUAAAGCAUCCCUGAUAAAGUGAGUGCCAGAGCAUAAAUACUAAUGUGUGCCUUUCAUUGGUUAGACUGCGAGCAGUUGGUCUAUCCAUUGCCCCUUCCCCCUCAUCCCCGCCCACAACCCUGGCCAUCGGAAGCCCCCCCCCCCCCUUCCUUAUAAGCACCAACCUCAUAAUUAUCUAAUAAAGGUUAUCGGGUACGUGUAGUUCCAAACAUCAGACAUUGGCACAGCUCUUUCCACGGGAGGCUAAACUCGUAAAACAAUUCAAUUAAUGAUCCAUAAAAACUUAUACCAGGUGCGUCUCAUAAAUACGUUCCACUGCGUUAUAUCGCUCACAAAAUUUAAAAAAAAUAGUUAUCAAAUCGUGUUAGUGCUAUUCAGAAGAACAAAAUGACAUUGAAGUGAAUGGUAUUUCAGGUUACAGAAGAUAUUGUCUUGUGCAUAGAACAUACCAAUUAUCAUACAUACAUUGUAGUGUAUAGUGUGUGGAUUUAAAGCCCCUAUAUAUCAACAUUAUUAUUAGGUUAUUCAAGAGGCAAAUACAUUUUGCCCAUAUUUGUUACAACUAUAUGUAGAUAUUUGGUCUAGUUUGAGGGUUUUUUAAAAACCGAUAUAUUAAUUUUUUUAUCGUUAUCCCACCAGG